Messenger RNA from Drosophila hydei, 3382 nucleotides. RefSeq lists its product as uncharacterized. The transcript has 8 exons. The record is from RefSeq and is a predicted model, not a curated record. NCBI's taxonomy places the organism in Eukaryota, Metazoa, Arthropoda, Insecta, Diptera, Drosophilidae. Bases 158 to 2845 code for a protein of 895 amino acids.
ACUGCAGCAGUAUUAGCGAAAACUAUGUGAAAAAUCAGUUGUAAUUGUUUUAAUUGUAAAAGUGCAAUGCAUUUGGUGACGUCCCAUGGGGCAAUAAAAGAGUGUUCUUGUUAUUUCUAGGCAUACAUAGUUCAUAUGUAUAUACAUAGAUGUAGGCAUGGUUGAAUCUAAAAAAUUUGGCAUUUUGGAGGACUACACAUAUCUCCUUGUGACGCUAAAUUUAACGCUAGCGCUAGUUGUAAUGUUUUUCAAUUGUCUCUGUUGCAAAAGAAGGAUACCAAAAAAUGAUAUGCUCGGCCUGGAGGGCAUGGUGAAGCUAAAGAACCCCGAUGAAAUAAUUGUGCUCAGUAGCAACAAUGCAAAUUCAAUUGCUAAUGCGGCAGCAACAAGCAACAGCCUGGUGAACAAUAGUGAGUCACAAGCAGAGCUAAAUGCGUCUACAGUCUCAAACGCUGACUCAGAAAAGAGAUCUAGCACAGCAGCGCAUCGCAGCUUGCCCGACAUACCCGUGGCGGAGAACAACGACAAUGGCUCGGAAUUGUAUGAAACUGUUGCCGACAAGCAGCUGGCCAAUGCGCAUAAUCAAAGCCCGCAGCCCAGUUUGAAAAAGCAAACAAGCGUGUCACAGCACAGUUCCAUUAGUCAGGCGGAUGAUGUGAGCUCUCCGUAUUCGCGUGUUAAGGGCUUGCCGCAUGAUUAUGCCAAAGUGCGUGCCACCGAACAUCCAUAUGCCCAACUCAAUGCGCCGUCCACUUCCAGCUCAGCUGUAGCAGCAACAACAGCAAAAACUUCCAGCAGCAAAGCUGCCUGUUCUCAUGGCACCGACUCACUGCAGCGUGGCUCACAGCUCAAUGGCGAUUCAACACAGCACCUGAACGAUGAGUCGACUUCACAGGUAGAAAUACCGGCUGCAUCAGCUAUUGCGGGCAUGAUUUCGGCCAGUCAGGAUCUGCCCUAUAUGACGCCGCCCAUUGCAAAUCAACAUUUUAGCGGCGACUCACAAGACUCUUCCAAGGGCUAUACGAGCAUUAGUGUCCGCGAGCCGUUGGCCAACAUUCUGGCCCAGCAGCCGCCAACUAAGCAAACAGCUAGAAAAACAACGCUGACGCGUGAUGUUAAUGACUCGCACUAUGCAACUGUCUCCGACGAUUCAGAUGAAACCUAUGCUGCUAUUGAGGAUCCCAAUAAUCGACAUAUACCAAAUGCCACCGAUAUUUAUACAAGCGGUUCAGAAACCUAUGCACAAAUACAGCCUAUGCAGGCUAAUCCCAUCGUGGUGGCAGUCGAGAUAAACAGCACCAGUAGCUUGUCGGCAACGAGUGCUGCAACAUCUAACAGCGGGCAGCUGCCACCAUUGAAUCACAGCGCUGGCACAGGAUCGACACACCGAGUCAGCAGCAACAGCAUGGAUCAUGUAGUGCCCGUUCCUUCGCAUAUGGACAGUCUGCGCGCACAAAUGCAUUCACGGCAAGCAUCAUCCUCGUCCUCUGUGUGCAAUUUAGGCUCGCCUAAACCGGAGAAAAGACAGGCAAAUUCACCAUUACCGCCAACACCGAAGGCAAGUCUCAGUCAGUCUCAGGGGCAACAUCAUCUCCAUUCAGCAACGAGCAGCAGCAAUCUUACAUCCGGACGCAGUUCUGUUAUCUCUGUAAUAGAAGCCGGAGGCGAGGGCAACAAUGAUGUCAAUGAUGUGAACAAUACAUCUCCACAGCGCAAGCACAGCAAGAGUCUAAGUCCAUCCAAAGAUGUUGAGGGCAACAGAAAUAUUGAGGGCAUGUACGCUAAGGUCAUGAAAAAACAUAAGUUCUCCUCACACCAGCCCGAGAUGCUUGGGGUCAGUCCCUUGGAUAGUGCGGCAGCAGCGCUUUUAAUGGAGCCACAAACUUUAAAAUCUGGCGCUGAGAAAGGUCGCUUACGCAGCAAUAGUUAUACUGCUAAAGAUCAUGGGUACGAGACGAUACCUGCGGAUGGUCAGAAGCAAACGCAAAACCAGCUUCCACACGAGAAUCGCAAGUCGGACUGCUACGCGGCUAGCAUGCUGCAAAAGGAGCGCCAACAGGAAGCAGCAACUGGGAGUCAGACGCAUCACAACAACAGUAGCAACAGCGUUCAGGUUAAACCUAGUUCGCCCAGCACCAGCACAAAGCACUACGAGACUAUAAAUUGCCCACCGUGUCAGAAACCACAAAGCAACGAUCCUGGCUACGAGCAGCUGCAAACGGCGCCCAACGAUGAUGAUGCCAAGAAGUCCGACUAUGAUCCCAACUAUGAGGUGCUAAAGAGUCGCGCCCAUUCUGAUGAUGGCUACGCCAAAGUGCUAGAAAAGAAGCAACCACCAGUCGAUGUUGUGGAUAGCAGUGGUGGCUACAGCACCAUCCCUGGUGCCGAUGCGAAUCACAAUUAUGCCAGCAUAUUGGAGACCAAGGCACAUUUGGUAGCUGUUCCAAACGAUACGGAUCACUAUGCACGCAUUGCGGAGACGGUGACGCUCGCGUCGCCCCUUACGCCCAAUUCAUCAUCUAUGGCAAAUAGCUUGUCCAUGAUCACGGUGACCACCAGCACCAGCAUGAGCUCUCAACAGACGGUCAGCUCUUCACAGUAUGAAUCGCUUACAGGCACUGGCAGUGAAACAGAUCCCAACUACGAGUCAGUUUGUUAUUUAAAUACCACAACAACCACAGCAACGGCAUCAACAACAACUAACAACAGCAGCAACAACAGCAGUAGCAGCAACAUAGAUCAUGGCUAUGAGCGCCUGGAGUCGGACAACAAUACGCAAGCAAACAGCCCGCUGAGCACGCCGAGUGAGCAGCAGCUGGUAGUAGAUGAUUACUUUCAGGUGUAACUAUAACAACAGUGGCUGCAAGCCGUAGUGAGCUGGAUCUCGUUGAACUAUAAUCACAAAAAACAUAUACACAGACGCACACCCUAGCAUUCUGUUUUGCUUAGCAAUCGCUUUUAUUUUUUCUUAACGCACAUAUCACAUUGAAUGCCCAGCAGCAAAGAUUUUGAUUAGAGUACUUGGAAACAAAGAAAAAAAGCUUGGAUAAGCGCGUGUUGCUUGCAUUUUAUGCAGCUUCAAAUCGGCUCGCACUUUAGACCUAGACUAGCAGUAAGUUAUAUAAAUAGCAAGAACUUCAUGUACAAAGUAUUUGUAUGUUAAGCUCGAUAAUAAUGUGCAAGCGGCAAAUAAGCCCAUAUGCUUUUAUAUCUUAUAUAUAUAGAUAUAUAUACAUGUACGGCUACAUACUAUAUAUUAUACAAAUACCAGUGCGUCCUAUUUUAUUUAAAUUGAAUGCAAGAACAAAGGCGAAGCGAUUUCAAUUGAUUAGAACCGCGUAGAUAAAGCAGAGAGAUAUUAAAUAAAGCACAGAAAAACAAA